This is a messenger RNA of Vollenhovia emeryi, 3695 nucleotides long. RefSeq names its product protein FAM188B2. The record is from RefSeq and is a predicted model, not a curated record. Gene Ontology annotation, molecular function: cysteine-type deubiquitinase activity; K48-linked deubiquitinase activity. Bases 1844 to 3166 code for a protein of 440 amino acids. Gene Ontology annotation, biological process: protein K48-linked deubiquitination. The transcript is spliced from 13 exons. NCBI's taxonomy places the organism in Eukaryota, Metazoa, Arthropoda, Insecta, Hymenoptera, Formicidae.
UAGGACUGCGGGGCAACAAAGGAUAACUUAUGCAACUUCCAUGGAAGUGUGCCAAAGACAGCGUUCUCGAGUAAUUGGAGUAUUUUUGCUAGAUAGGCACAUGCACUCUCGCCCUAGGUGGAGCUUCUAUUAGCCCGGAUCACGAAAGCCGACCUGGAAACUGGUUCAGCCCGGAUUCAGGUUUCUUCUUUGCAAUAGGACCGUUCUUUUACGGCGGAAGUGCGAUAAUACCUGGGCCGAAGCUGCCGUUUCGGCCUCAACAUUUGUAUCCCAAUAUCGCACAAUGGAGAAAUAUUACGAGUCAACAGUUCCUUGCACUCGUCUGCCGUUCCAGCCAGUAAAAGUUUUGGAACAGGAUGAAGGGAUCAGUUAUAAGUAUGUACAAAGGAUUCUGUGAUGCAUCGAAGACAAAAGAAAAGACUACUAGUACUACAAAAUAUGGUUGCAAUGGCAAAUUCAACAUUGCUUCGUCUGAUCGAAGCAUGAAGGGUACAAGAACGAUAAGACAAUCUAAUUAUCACUUAUAACGGAAACUUUAAUGCAAAGGAGGAUUAAAUACGCGCAUUAUGCGUUAGGCGUAUAUGGAGCGGAAGAAUCGUAUAAGGAAAUACGCACACCAUUCUAGUUAGUUACAAAUAGUUCUUCUCGAAGGUAACUGUUGCUUAUAAUCAAGCGGCUUUCUUCUGCGUGCGAUGAAAAAUUGCAAAGAAGUUAGAAAAAAAUCUUACCGAGUCUCGCUGAUAGAAUCGAAACGGAGCUAUUGAAACUUAAAUACCGGAGUUGUAAUCUUUGUUAAAUUUUUUUAUCAAUAUUUUUCUUAUGUUCUUUCCCUAAUGUAUUAGCACAAAUUAUAUUUUAAUAAUAAUUUAUCGCGAUAUUUUGGAACAAAUUAAAACGAUAUAAUUUCUUGCGUAGAUAUUUUAAUAAAUGCUUAGUUGGCAAGAUGUAAUUAGAGACUGUAAUCACCUUAUUUUGCGACACUGUAAUUAAUGGAAUAAUUUAUGGAACAUUGCCACAAUAAUCGAGCAGCAAUACCUUUCCCAUUCCAGCCCGGAAAAAUGUCUGAGGUAUCCCGAGUUUCUUUUUCACGUCGCUAUUUGAUUAAAGUUAUUUCCGAGCGCAACUUCAUUUCCGAUUGUCUGUAAGGCCGGCACGAGAACAGCACGGAACGCAUGCAAAGAUGCGCAGCUCCGAUAGAUCUAUAAGAUAAGACGAUUCGUACUCCGCACAUCUGUGUCGAAUACAAUAGCUUGGAUAUAGAGUAGGUGUGGGCCAGGUGCUACGCAGGUAUAAAAGCGUGUUUCGGGCACGUCGAAGCUGUCAGUACGCGUAUAACAAUUAGACGAAGAAUUUCCUCUAACCGCGUUCCACCCAGUACAGCCCAUCUCGUUGCUAUCUAUUAGAUUAUAUUUUUAAUAGAUUGGGAACCACCGGGAGAAAUUGCAGGCAAGGCACGUUAUUUUUCUUGCAUUCCGUCUUCGGCGCGCAAAAUGAGAAAACGUGAAAUAACCGCGGCGAGCGAAUCGACGCGUUUUUGCGGAAGUCAUGCCGGUUAAGGAACAAACGCUGAAUGGGAACGAAUGGAAUUUUUAUGGGCCGUCGAGCUGUGUCAGGCUGUGGAUCUUAAAUCUGACGCAUGAAGCGAAAGAUGUAAUGUCUUCCAACACGAAAGAAACGUGUCGUUGAACGAGUUCAACAUGUGAUUGGUUGACAUAAAAAAUAAUUGCGAUGGUGUCCAGCGGCGAUCUGCCUGUGUACUGGUGGCUUGAAGUUAUUUAAACUGUAAGUCGCGCAACGUGUGAAUUUAAGUCUUGAAUACAAGUAGAAAAAGUGAGCUUCAGAAAUGGCUGAACCCGACGUGACGGAUGAGAAAGAGGCCACUGUGGCGAACGCGGCGUCCACCUGCGAUAAGCGACAUUGCAAGGAAAUGCGGAAGGAAAAGCUACCCCCAUAUCUUCGGGACAGAGAGAGGAUACUCUACCCACGUAACACGAGAGCCCUUCCAAAAACGCCCGUGAUCGGCGGGCAACCCAUCGAAGAAGAAACGUGCAUGGCUUUGAGAACGUUGGUCUUCGGUUCCUGCGCGAGUCCACCUAAGGUCGAGUGGGCGAGGACCGGGCUGACCUUACGACCGUACGGACAAAGCUUAGCAUUCGGGUUGAGAACGCCCAGAAAUACAACAAGAAGCCUCGUCACUGCAGUGCAAGCUAUUAUGCUGAAGCACUUUUUGUUCAAGUGCGACAGGCAGGAUCUACGUGUAAAUCCCGAAACCUUGCUGAAACCUUCAUACGAUCGACAGAUCGAAGUGUUAACUUGUGCAAUAUCGGAGAUUAUCUGGCGUUGUGCAGGUGGUUUCUCCGUAUCCACAUGUCCAAACGUGGUCAGCAACAUCGUGCCAAAGGCCAUCGUAGUUCUGCCGCAGGAUACGCCGUAUCUUCAGCACAGUGUGCAAUAUUUUCAAGAUGGAUUAACAGAAACGCUACACCUUUUCGAGUUCAAUUCCUUGGAGGAUCUUGAGAUAUUUGUCAAGAGGUACUUGUACCUGUUUCAUGACGAGGGCGGACCUGGCGCAAAGUUACUUUUAUACAGCGCAGUACUUUCAAGAGGCCUCUCAAAGGUGCGAAAUGAUAUAGAAGAUCCAAAGGCAUCGAUCCUCGGCGGCUGUUCGGAAGAAGGCCCAAUCAGUAUUACCAUCUUCGUUUUAACCGGUCGUGCUUCACCGCAUCUUCACAACGGAGUGCUUCAUGUUGGCGACGAAAAUACAUACGCUGUGCCGCACUGGGGCGUCCUUAUGAGGAGCGAAGUGGGGUUCUUAGUACACGAAGGUGAUAGCAAUAUAAGCAAACAGCCGGGUUCUCGAUUGAAAACACCCAGUCUACCGAUAUGGGUGACUCUUUGUCUCGGCCAUCACGGUGUGGUUUUCAACACGAAUCGAGAAUUGCUGAGGAAUUAUCAUGCGGAACGACGAUUCGAGGUUCAAUAUUUCACCUGCGGUGGCAGUCACGCUACGUUGACGGUGGAUACCAGGGCAAACGAGGCUUCCGGAGGAUCAGAUGCUGCAACAAUGGAAACCGGGGAUAUCGCCGCGACACCGUUAGAGAAACUUAUUCGAUCCAAUGCAGGGAAAAGAUCUAAGAUCGCUAUUGUCUUCUCGAUUACAAAAUGAUCAUGCGAUAUCUGCGAGAUUGCUCGAGCGUUACCGUAAACAGCGCAAGAAUUCAAGGUAUCACCUCUUCCACUUAUUGUUCCACGCUGCACCAAAGGUGGCAGGAUGCUCUCAUACAAUGGAACGGAACGCCGGUGAUGUGAGGGAUACGAAAGGAUGACGACCAGACCCGCUCUUCCGUGUUAAGCCGUGUGUCCGUGAUUCCGCGUGAUGCUAAUCGAUCGGCGCUUAUCGAUCGCUAUGUAUGCUUAUCCCAGUAGGGCCCAAAAAGCCUUUAAUUGUCGUUACAAGUCCACGUAGAAAUUACAUGUGUCGCAAUAUCAGAUGUUUCAUAAUAUUUAACGUGACAAAAUUCUUCCGACGCUUUCUAGACAGUGUAGCAGGCAUUUGUACGAUGGCCAGGAAGCUCUGUUAUUUCGUGAAAUAUUUCAAUUGUCAAUAAAUGGCUGUGUUAAUGUACCAUUAUCUUAUGUAAACUGUGUAUUGUAAGAUAAAAAAAUACAUUCUGUAAUUGUUACCUUUAAUAUCA